Messenger RNA from Lactuca saligna, 1497 nucleotides. Lineage: Eukaryota; Viridiplantae; Streptophyta; Magnoliopsida; Asterales; Asteraceae. The record is from the annotation of a GenBank genome assembly.
CAAACUUUCAAUCUCCAGAUCCCCUCUGGAAGCUCUCGCCGUCGAAACCCUAACCCUAGUUUCAAAAUACAAUUGGGGCGCGAGAGAUCUCUCCACUCGGGUUCUUUAGAUCGUUACUACGUCUAAUAAACCCAUCGAUUUGAUCUCUAUUCUUGGUUUUAGGAGGAUUUUUGUGUCUUAUAUCCUUUCGAUUCGAUCUUUGAGGAAUCAAUCGAGGAUGUCUCGGUGCUUUCCGUACCCUCCUCCUGGUUAUAGUAGGAACGGAGCUACAUAUGAGGCCUUGAUCGAAUCGAUUAAGCUCCAGAAGGAAACCGAUAAGGCCAAAUCAGAAAGGAAGAAGGAGAAGAGGGCAAAGAAAGAGAAGAAAGAAAAAAAAGAAAAAAGAAAAGACUCAGAGAAGUCAAAGCUACAAAAGAACCCAAAUGAAAGUCAACAAGAUUCCUAUUCUAAACAGUUCCCACCAUUAAACAUCAAGAGAAAAGAGGAUACAAUUGAGCAGUUGGAAAAGAGUGAUUUAACUGAAGAACAUAGUCAACCCGUUGACUCUCACAAGCCAAGUUACUCAUCAGACAGCACUCAGAACAGUAACAAAAGGAAAAGAGAUGAUCCUGUUGUUCCCGAUGACUCUAAUCAUGUGAAACCAAUCAAGAUUCGAUUAUUCAAGAAGCAGAAAGGACCUGAUUCCAUCAAAGAAACUUCAUGUUCUAUUUCUGGGAGAUUUGAUCAACAAUCUAAUUCCAAUUCCGUUAAUGGGCAAAGAACAUCAAUUCCAAUUCCAGUUCCAGUUUCAAGUAACCGAAAGUCUGGAAUCCCUGCUACAUCAACAAGCUAUGAUAGAAAACAAUCCGCACCCCUUUCAUUACAUUCAAGAAAGGGUGACGUGGCAGUGCUUCAUUCAUCUAGACAACAGCAACCAAUUCCAAUUCCAGGUUACAGAAAACCAUCGGAAAAUGUGAUUCCAACUCCAUCUCCAUCUCCAAUUCCACCUUCUGCUCCAUCUGUUUCAAGAAAGCUUGAUGCAUCAAUGGUGUCUAGUUCAGGAAGAAUGUCAACUGAUGAAAUCAAAUUGCAGAAGAAAAAAGAUCCAAUCAGUGAGAUUCCAUUGAAUGUGGGCCCUACUACAAGAUUUGAGAAGAAGUUGCAGAAGAAGCAUUUGAAGUAUGAAAAGUUGAUAGGGAGUUGGGUCCCACCUGUUCUUGAAGCUCAGGUGGUUGCUGAUGAUGGUGGUGAUGAUUGGUUGUUGGGGAGGAGGGAGACAAGAGUUGCCAGGUCAACGAUGAAGGAUGAUGUGGAGACAUGUCGGGAGAUGACGUGGCAGCCAUGUGCGAGGUUCUUAGUGGAGGCAGAUUUAUAUGCAUUGCCGUAUACUGUUCCUUUCUAAUAUAGUUAAUUAGUUAUAGUGAAGUUGUGUAUAGUUUUUGGUAGUGGCAAAAAAAAAAAAAAGAAAUUUUUUGUAAUUUGUUAAAGUGGAAGAAACCUCUUUUAUAAAAGAAAAGA